Plasmodium gonderi is the source of this 282-nucleotide messenger RNA. RefSeq lists its product as hypothetical. The coding region runs from base 1 to 282 and encodes 93 amino acids. NCBI's taxonomy places the organism in Eukaryota, Apicomplexa, Aconoidasida, Haemosporida, Plasmodiidae. The transcript has a single exon. The record is from RefSeq and is a predicted model, not a curated record.
AUGAAGCAUAGGAGCUUUAACGAAACUUAUUCAGAGUGCAGCAUAAACGAACAAGAGGUGUGUUCAAGUAAUGAGUCGACUGAGACAACUAUAGCAAAAAGUAGGAACACAUUAAGGCAAAGUAAAUGGAAAAGCAGAGACCUCCACAAAAUACAUAAGGAUGUACAUAAAAAGUGCAAAGGGAAAAAAAUUAAUGAAGAAUUAUCCGUCCUAGAUGAUUUUAAAAUAAUAAUUUUUGGAUGUAUGGGCAUGAGAACAUACAAAAUAUUUUGUUAUUCGUAA